Messenger RNA from Brienomyrus brachyistius, 6265 nucleotides. It is a transcript of the gene ptprz1a, whose product is annotated as protein tyrosine phosphatase receptor type Z1a. Lineage: Eukaryota; Metazoa; Chordata; Actinopteri; Osteoglossiformes; Mormyridae. The transcript has 30 exons. The record is from RefSeq and is a predicted model, not a curated record. Gene Ontology annotation, molecular function: protein binding; protein tyrosine phosphatase activity. The coding region runs from base 193 to 5550 and encodes 1785 amino acids. Gene Ontology annotation, biological process: peptidyl-tyrosine dephosphorylation.
CCCGAGCCGUCGGCUCCUAGAGCCACCCGCAGCAGGGCAGAGCCGGCUGUCAGAUGCGGGGAAGCCGCCGGCAUGAGCAAAAUCUAGCAUCUCCAUGCACUUCGGGAGUAUAAUUCCCCCAACGAAGACCGCUUUUCCUCUACCUAUAUAUAUUUUAUAAUUUUGUCUCCAAGUAUUCUUUAAAGAGGGAAUAUGGAAAUGUCCAUAAAAAGAAGAUACCUGUUAUUCGCUCAACUGUUCUUCAUUUGUCGAAUAGCUGAUGUCGUUCAUGGGUAUUUCCGAACACAGCGGAAGUUCACAGAGGACAUCGAUUGGUCGUACGCAGGGACUUUAAACCAAAAGAACUGGGCUAAGAAGUACCCAUCCUGUAGCAACGCCAAGCAGUCGCCAGUCGACAUUGAGGAGGACUUCAUCCAGGUCAAAGUGCAGUUUCAGCAGCUGAGGCUGGAGGGCUGGCAGCAGGCGACCCCAGACAGCACCACCAUCCACAACGAUGGCAAGACUGUGGCCAUCAGCCUGAAUGCUGAGUACUAUAUCAGUGGGGGAGGACUGAGGUCCAGAUCCAGGGUGGGCCGGAUCGCCUUCCACUGGGGCAGGUGCAACGCCUCCUCUGACGGCUCUGAGCACAGCCUCAAUGGUGUCAAGUUCCCCCUGGAGAUGCAGAUCUACUGCUACGAAGCGCACAAGUUCAAGUCCUUAGAUGAUGCCCUGAAUGAUGGCGGAAAGAUCACUGCCCUGUCUGUCCUGUUUGAGACCAGCCCGACGGAUAACGAGAACUAUGAGGCGGUGAUUGAAGGGGUGAGCUCUGUGAGCCGAUACGGUAAAAGUAGCACCCUGAGGCCGUUUCCCAUGCUGGGAUUGCUGCCAAACCAGACCGAGAAAUACUUCACCUACAAUGGCUCCCUGACCACGCCCCCCUGCUCUGAGACUGUGGAGUGGAUCGUGUUCAGAGACACCGUGACCAUCUCUGAAAGCCAGCUGGAGGUGUUCUGCGAGGUGAUGACCAUGCAGCAGGCUGGUUACGUCAUGCUGAUGGACUAUCUGCAGAACAACUUCCGCGAGCAGCAGGUCCAGUUCAUGGGCCAGGUUUAUGGCUCCUACACCGGCACAGAAGAGGUGGAAACAGCGACUUGCAGCUCAGAGCCCCAGAACGUGCAGGCCGACCCGUACAACUACACGAGCAUGCUGGUGACGUGGGAGCGCCCCCGCGCCGUGUACGACGUCAACAUCGAGAGGUACUCCGUCACCUACCAGAGCCUGGAGGGAGGGGACCCGCCCAAACUGGAGUACCUCACCGAUGGGGACCAGGAUGUGGGGGCCAUAAUCCAGGAUCUGCUGGCCGACACCAGCUACGUGGUACAGGUGGUCGCCGUGUGCAUCAACGGGCUGCGUGGCCGCGUCAGUGACCAGAUGAUCGUGGACAUGCCCUUGGAUGACCCCGAGUCAGAUCCAGUUCCCUUCUCAGACUCGACCGAAUCAGAAGAUGACAGCAAGCCAAACCCAUCCAGUGCGCCAGAAGAAAGCUCAGGGAGCCCGUUUCACUGGACCUCUCUGAGCUCGGUUCCAGCCACCACGCCCUGGGACCAGCAAGGUAUCCGGCGUCCGAGCUUCAGAACCACGAGCCCUUCGAGCCCAAAGAGGACCACGGAGGAGAGCUCUCAGCCAUGGUCCGUUCAGCAGAACGUAGCGAGGGAGUUUACGGGGCAGCCUACUACCCAGACGAGCACGUGGAGUUCCGGGAUUCCAGGGAGGGACCAGCCACCUACCAGCAGGGGCGAAGAUGACCCCAGCAUUCACAGGACGGAAGCUUUGACGACGCCAGUGCCACCCCUUAGUCACGAGGGCAUCAUUCUGGGCGCCCCUCCCACGGAGCACUCAGAGGGCUCUGCGGGAGGCGUGGCAAGCCCCACCCCCACAGCCACUAUCGAGGACUCCAGGGUAUCUGAGGCCAGCCCUGCCCCUGAAUCCCCAUUCAUUAUAGCCUCUGUCCCCUCCCUCACCGAGACACCUCUGUGGCCCAAAGGCCAAGACACCCAGUACGUCUCCACUCCAGCCUUUGGUGACCUUUUCUCGCAGACCACGCAGCCAGGGUCCACUGGUGAGGCUACUCUCGCGCCACUCCCUGUGUCUAACACCCUGUCUUACCUCGAGUCAGUCACCUGCUUGCAUGCUGUUACUUUGUCAAGGGGGAUGUUGUUUGAGACCCCCUCCAGUCUGCCCUCUGUUGAUGAGAGCCUGUCUGCUGUUCUGCAUGCUUCAGCUGUGUUGCUGUCUGCUGAUGGUGGUGGUCCCUCCCUCGAGUCUCAAUCCUCUCUCCCAUGGCCCUCUGGUGGUACGUCCACCUGGGACACAGCUGACGUUGCCAGCGGUGCUGAUGAUGAUGUCGUACUGUCUGAUUUAGUGCCUGUGGUCAUGGGUGAUCUAUCACUUAUGCCUAGUCAUACUCUUCACCUUCAAACUUUACCUGAUUCAUCUGCCACUGUGCAACUCGCGUUGCCUGAUUCUAACUGGGAUAGCCCUCGCCCAUCUGAAUAUCUCAGCGCUGUCGCAGCUCCACAGACUGGUACUCUUUCUCGUUAUGAUGAAUUACUCCAGCCAUCGGCUUCAGUGUUUAGUGAGGGUGUUGGGCCUGCUGAUCUUGCUGAUUCUCUUAGCGUGCGCCGUAGUGGGACUAGCUGCAUUAUGGACGCUUCAGUGGUAGAUGGGGAUCCUGGAUAUUCUUUAAUAAGCCAUUACAGGGGCUGCAGCUUCUCCCUGCUUCCCUCUACCGUUUCCGUGCCUCCCACUCAUCACUCAUUCAGUGUCGAUAUUCCGGACGCUUCGAGAUCCUCCGUCUCCAUCUUCCCGGGCUCUUCAAUGUUGGGUGCGCCCUCUGGUGGCGGCGACACUGAUAGCAUCUUGUCUACAGAAAUUGUUCCAUCCCUGCACGCCAGUGAUAAAGUAGAUCCAUCUCUUGUUCCCCUAGGUCACUCCUCAGUUGACCCCUACACUUAUAUGCACGUUGUUACAGCCACUACAGCUAGUGCUCAGAGCAACAGAUUAGGUCUUCCCGCUCUUUCCCCCACGGUCUCCUUUGUUGCCAGCAAUGUCCGCCCUUCUGUGCUUCCGUCCAGCCGUCUGCUCUCUCAGGAGGGACAGUUAGAUGGAAGUGCUUCGGGGAGUGCAGCUCAUGAGUGGGAAAUGGGCCAGAGUGCCCACCCAAGUCUCCUUGUGCUUAUCACCUCUUCCAUGGCCAGUGUGGUAAUUCCGUACAGUGACGGUGCCACUGGGCACAGGAAUGGGAGCAGUACCCUCAUGGAUGACAGUAUGGGUCCCAGUUCCAGCACCUGGCCACAGGCCGAAGAGAGCGGCUCUGGUCAGAGCGUUCCCGGGAGCUCCCCCGACAAUGAAACGUCAUCAGACUCCAGUAUUCCUGCAAGGGAAGUGGAGGACACGCCAGAUCCAGAAGCCAUCAACAGCAGCCGUGAGUCCCAGGUGAGCCUGUUGGGACGGGGGGAGAAGGACAAGCGGACCGUAGUUCCCUUGGCUGUGGUGUCCUCGCUCACCGUCCUCUGUUUGAUGGUGCUGCUGACAAUCCUCAUCUACUGGAGGAAGUGCUUCCAGACGGCUCAUUUUUAUAUUGAGGACAAUAUGUCCCCCCGGGUUAUCUCUACUCCACCAACGCCCCUGUUGACGGCUGCAGAUGAUCAUGAACCUCUGUCUUUGAAGCAGUUUGUCAAACAUGUGGCAGAUCUCUACAGCACAAUCGGUUUCUCCCAAGAGUUUGAGAUAUUCAAAGAGUCUUACCAGGAGAUCCAGUCAUGCACAGUUGAUCUGGGAAUCACAUCGGACCACUCCACUCAUCCAGACAACAAGAACAAGAACCGAUACAUCAACAUCUUAGCCUAUGACCACAGUCGAGUCAGACUCUCAGUCAGCACUGACAAAGAUGGCAAAGGCGGAGACUACAUUAAUGCUAACUAUGUCGACGGCUUCGACACUCCCAGGGCCUACAUCGCCGCCCAGGGUCCACUCAAAUCCAGCACGGAGGAUUUCUGGAGGAUGGUCUGGGAGCAGAACGUAGGUGUGAUUGUCAUGAUCACCAACUUGGUGGAGAAGGGAAGGAGGAAGUGUGACCAGUACUGGCCACUGGAGAGCCAGGAAGAAUACGGCUAUUUUCUUGUGACUUUGAAGAGCACCAGAGUCCUGGCCUACUACACCCUCAGGACCUUCACUCUGAGGAACCUCAACGUCAAGAAGGGUUCACUAAAGGGGCGGGGUCAUGAGCGGACUGUGGUGCAGUACCACUACACCCAGUGGCCAGACAUGGGCGUUCCAGAAUACACACUCCCCGUGCUCAGCUUUGUGCGGAAGUCAUCUCAGGCCCGAACUGCUGAUAUGGGCCCCGUGGUGGUUCAUUGCAGCGCCGGUGUGGGCAGAACAGGCACAUACAUUGUCCUGGACAGCAUGUUACAGCAGAUCAAGGAGCGGGGAACCGUCAAUGUCCUGGGAUUCCUCAAGCACAUACGGACACAGAGGAACUACCUGGUGCAGACUGAGGAGCAGUACGUGUUCAUCCAUGCCGCUCUGGUGGAGGCCAUUCUCAGCAAGGAGACGGAGGUGUUCUCCACCCACAUCCACAGCUACGUCAGCGACCUUCUGAGCCCAAGGCCAUCCAGCAAGUCUCAGCUGGACAAGCAAUUCAAGUUGGUAACGCAGUUCGAUGCUAAAGGAUGCGACUACUCAGUAGCUCUGAAGGAGGGCAAUAGAGAGAAGAACAGAAUCGUAUCUCUCAUACCUGUGGAGAGGUCCAGAGUGUGUCUGUCUCCAGUGACCGGAGAGACUUCUGACUACAUCAACGCCUCUUACAUUAUGGGCUACAACCAGAGCGAUGAGUUCAUCCUUACCCAGAACCCACUGCCCAGCACCACCAGUGAUUUCUGGAGAAUGGUGUGGGAUCACAAUGCCCAGAUCAUUGUUUCACUGCCAGACACUCAGGGCAUGGCUGAAGAAGAGGCAUUUUAUUGGCCCAGCAAAGAGCAACCAAUCAGCUGUGAGAUGUUCACAGUCACCUUCACAGGAGAGGAUCAUUUGUGCCUAUCUAAUGAGGAGAUGCUGGUGGUGCAGGACUUCAUCCUUGAAGCUACACAGGAUGACUAUGCGCUGGAGGUGCGGCAGUACCGUGCACCAAAGUGGCCCAACCCGGACAGUCCCAUCAGUAACACCUUUGAGUUGGUCAACAUCAUCAAAGAGGAGAGUGGGUCUCGAGAUGGCCCCAUGGUAGUCCAUGACCAGCAUGGCGGUGUCACUGCAGCGACCUUCUGUGCCUUGAUGACUCUGUCAAAGCAGCUGGAGAUGGAGAACACCAUCAAUGUUUAUCAGGUGGCUAAGAUGACCAGCCUCAUGAGACCAGGAGUCUUCACGGAUGUAGAUCAGUACCAAUUCCUCUACAACGCAAUCCUGAGUCUCGUUAGCACGAAAGAAGAUGAGCGAGCGCUUCAGAGUACAGAGAACAACGGGACUGCUCUCAGCUCCAGCAAUGCUGCCGAGAGUUUGGAGUCCCUUGUGUAACCAUGGCAACGGACCCUCAAACCUCUGCUCUCUGAAACCGUUUCCUUCUUUUUUUAAGAAAUGCUGUGAAUCCCCCUUUUUUGACUCCACGUUGCUGUUGGAAAUGACAUGAUCUUGUAAUGUGUGCCUUUAUAUCGUUCCCGUUGAACUCCUAACAGAUUUUAUACUAAUUUUUUUUCCCCAAUUCACUGCUAGUUUCUCUAAUUUUCCUGUUUUAGCCCUUAAAGGGGGGGGGUCCAUCUUUUUAAUAUCUUUUUAUUUUCUUUUUGUAGAUUUGAAAAUUUGGGCAUUGCUCAACUUCACACAAAGAUAUUGUAAAUACAUUGUUAGAUAUCCCAAUGUUGAAUAGGACCAUUGAGUAAUGUUCUAAUAUGUAAAUACAGAUAGUAUUAUAGUGAAGAACAAUGGACCAAAACUCUAUUUAUAGCUAUAGACUUUUAUAUUUUACUACUGCAUCAUUUUUUAGUCAUUCUGAAAGGUAUGGCUGAAUUCUAAUAAUUAAAUGAGAGGUUUUAAACAAUUGAUAUUAAACGUAUGUAGAUAAUUGAAAUUAAUGAAGCAUGAAUUACCGACUUUUGUUUUAGUUGCACACAGAUAUAAUUUAACAAUGUGUUUACCUUAACCGGACUUUUAAUCGAACAAGAUCCUUGAAUUUUCCUUUGGUUAGUUGUCUCGCGUCAUUGUUAAAAUUCAAUAAAGACCACGCUGUUUCAGA